UCUAUGGGCGAGUUGUUUCGGAACCGCAAAGUUAAUGUUUGUUGAUUUUGGUCGUUAAGAAUUCAGAAAGAUAUAGAAAAAUGGCAGCUGUAAAUGAUCCAUGGAUGCAAAUCGUGGCCAACAUUGGUCUUGGAGCAUUUAGCCACCCUAUGGGAUAUGUGAAAACGUUGAUUCAGCUGGGUUAUGAACCUCUUCCCCCUCGCUUGGGAAGGAAUGCCUUUUUCAGAGAAUGCUAUCAGCUGCCAGGAUUUUUUCCUUAUGUAAGACAUAUAUACAGAGUAGACGGUUUCACUGGCCUGUACCGUGGGUUCUUUCCUGCUCUUUGUCAGAACUUCAUCGCUGGCGGUGUCCUAAGAUCAGUUUCUGAGAAACUUGAUGAGCUGUUCCCCGUUGAAGAUGAAAGUGAAAAGAAAGCCCUUGCCAAGAAGAGACCUGAACUGGCCAGUGUGUCAUUCCAUACAUUCAUGCUUCAGAUGUCCAAGGAUUCUGUGGCUCACUUCUGUGCCGUUGUUGUAACGCAACCGUUCAAUGUCGUCAUGGUCCGGAGCAUGGCUCAGUUUAUUGGCAGGGAAACAAAGUACAGUGGUUGGAUAUCCCCUUACUCUGAAAUCUACAAUGAUUCAGGAAUCAGAGGAUUCUUUGUAGGACUGGCUCCUAAACUAUUAUUAGACCUUCUCACCUUGUGGCUUGCCAGGACAAUGUACUACACCUUCAGCAGACUAUUCGUAGACGAUAAUAUGACAAAUGUAUCUGAGCUCAGGAGCUAUGCAAACAUCAUUACAGGUUUUCUAGCGAGUAUGAUAACCUAUCCAUUCAGCCUCAUUAGUAGUAACAUCAUUGUCAAUAAUUGUGGAUUGUUAGCCGGCACGGCCCCUUACGUACCAGUCUAUGUGAACUGGGUUGACUGCUGGAGGGACCUCAGAAAGAGAGGUCUUCUCAAGCGUGGCUCCAGCCUCUUCUUCAGACGCUACAACCCAAAGAUGGUGGUCUUCCAGCCGGAGCCGGUUACUCCUUUAGACUAGGCCAUAUCUCAACAUCUCCCCCCUCCCAAGCCCUGCAUUUCAUGACCCCACCCGCCUAUAGAGCCCCUCCCCUUUCUCCCUUCCCUAUAGAAUAGAAUUAUGUUCCUCCACUCUCUAUCGGGAUUUCGUGGUUCCAAUAUUCAAUGUUUAAACCCAUUGGCCCGUAUUCUGGAGUUAGGUUUAAUGUAGACCAUGGUCUAACUUUGUGUUUAAAGUAUGGGAAGCCAAAUGUGUCAAAAUGAUGUUUUCAUUGAAUGAUUCUAAUGCUCACUGCUCUUUCCUAAUUUUUUUAUGGUGAAGAAAACUCUUAUUCUUAUAAAAUCUUAUUCAUCCUUCCCAGACAAUUAAGAAUUAUUUGAGACUAAAAUGAGCUGAUGCAUUCAACCUCCACUGUUACAGAAUAAUGUGACAACUGGCUUUCCAUAGUUAAACCACAACUUCAAACCAGAGUUUAAAUUAAACCUGACUUCAGAAUACGGGCCAUUGGCUAUUGAAUCCUGUGACUGUACUUUCCAUACAGAUUCUAUGAUUCUCAUUGGCUUUGUACAGGGAACACCUGGCUAUAGUAGGCAAUGGGUUAACCUUUCGACUACCAAAUUCUGUGAUUUCCAUAGACUGUAUACAGAGACCAACCAGUUUCAGUUGGUAAUGGGUUAACCUGUUGACUACCGAAUUCUGUGAUUUCCAUAGACUGUAUACAGAGACCAACCAGUUUCAGUCGGUAAUGGGUUAACCUUUCGACUACUGAAUUCUGUAAGUACCAAAGGUCAUGUAAAGAGACAAGUCACGGUUCCAUUAAGCAAAAGGCUACAACCCUUCUCCCCCCCCCCUUCUCCCCUUCCCUCUCUCCCUUCACUUUCCCUCUCCCCCCUUCCCUCAGAGUUUUAAUCUCAUCUAUGAUGUAAUCGUGGUGAGAUCUAUCUAUCUAUUUUUCUCGAUAUGACCUCUGACCCCUGUUUUACUUCCUGAUCUUUGCGUAUGAAUGCAGCAAAGCUAGUCUUGAUUUUUCGCAAUAUUUUAUAUCAACUGUCCAUGAUGAUUGUCAUAUAUAUCUCGAUGAAUAAAUUCUCUUUUGUGGAUUCAGUAGGAAAAAAAUAAUAAUUAUGUAUUUCAAACUUGAGAGUAAACUUCGGCUUUAUUGAAUAACAGUCCACAUAUUUGGUAAUUCAAUGCCUAGGGACCCUUGAUGUUCAUCUCAAGAGCUAUACAAACAAUGUUCAUUAUUAUUGUGAUGAUGAUGUGUUCUUCUGCGACCACCCUGGAUAAAUUUGCAUUAGGAGCAAUGACCCGCAUCAGUUUAUCGAUGUCAUUAUAUUAUUCUUUGCGGUUGAAUGCAGAAAUUGCUUUGAAGGUUCAUUUGUACUUUUUUAGGAUUAAUUUUGCAUAUAUUUGCAUUGAACUCUUUGGCAGCUUACAGCAUUUUCAUUUUUUUUAUCCAAAUUCGAUUGGAUGGAUCUAUAAGUCAUGUUUUUAUGAAUGGAUAGUCCAUAGGCCUUCUACAAUGAAAUCAGGGGUCCGUUUGCAGAAACGCAAGUCAAAAAAUCAUUUGCAAGUCCCAAAUGCACGCUGUUGAUUGGUUGAAAAUCAAGUUGGGCAUGAUUUUUAGAGUUGCGAUUGAUUGCAACUCUUUCUGCAACAGGCUCCUGGAGAUAUUUCAUGUUAACAUUUAAGAUGCUAGAUGUAAAUUUAGAAUUUUCAUGAACACUUAAACCCGACUUGAUGGUUGAUUUACAAAGAAUUCUAAGAAUACAUACAUGUAAAAUUUUUCAACAUAUGGAGAAUGGUUUGGAAAAAAAGAGUGACAUUUGAUGUAUCAAAUAUCAAAUUUUAUGUGAUUUUGUAUUGUCCAAUUAUGAUUACCUCUCUGUUACUUUUAUUGCAAGCAAGGUCAAUGCAAUAGAUUGUUGAAGAGAAUGUAGCUCAUCAAACAUUUUAUCAAAUAAUGAAUAUAAUAUUCAGCUGUAUCACUUUGUGUGUACAGGGGUUGGUGUCAUGAAUAGUUGCAAUUAAUGUUUGCAAUUGAUUGUAACCUUUUGUACAUGGAUCACCAUAGACUUACAUUUAUGCUCAAUUGUACGAUUGAUUGAUGUUUUCAUGUCACAUGGCCCAUACCUUAUUGUCAAUG
Lytechinus variegatus (green sea urchin) is the source of this 3147-nucleotide messenger RNA. RefSeq names its product mitochondrial carrier homolog 2-like. The record is from RefSeq and is a predicted model, not a curated record. Lineage: Eukaryota; Metazoa; Echinodermata; Echinoidea; Temnopleuroida; Toxopneustidae. The transcript is spliced from 11 exons. Bases 81 to 1022 code for a protein of 313 amino acids.